AUGAAGAUGCUGGCGAGAAGUUAUGUCUGGUGGCCAGGCAUGGAAAAGUCGAUUGAGGACGUAGUGGCUUCUUGUUCUGCUUGUCAGUUAACUAGGAAUUCGGUACCUAAAGUACCGUUGCAGCAAUGGCCUACAACAUCAACUCGAUGGCAGAGGAUACACAUUGACUUUGCGGAGGAUCCAGAGUCGAGACAGCAACUUUUAGUUUUGAUUGACACAUACUCUAAAUGGUUAGAGGUAUUUAUCAUGAGUUCCAUGAAUUCUUCCAAGGUUAUCGAGAAACUCCGUACCUUGUUUUCAUCGUAUGGAUUGCCGGUCGAACUGGUGUCGGACAACGGAAGAUCUUUUACUAGUCAAGAGUUCAAAACCUUUUUGCAAAACAACAAUGUGAAGUUCACAUUAACUCCCCCAUAUCAUGCUGCUUCAAAUGGAUCUGCAGAGAGAAGUGUUCAGGAGGUCAAGAAAAACCUUUUGCGUCAAGUGAUUGAGGAACAUCAGCGUUCUCAGCGUACCACUCUUCAAAUGAAAUUAGAAAAUUUCUUGUUUGCGUACCGCAACACUCCAAAUACAGUUACUGGCUUAACCCCUGCAGAAAUGUUCCUGUCUUGGAAGCCUCGCACACAGUUGGUUAUGUUAAAACCCAAUCUCCAGUCAUCCAUUGAUCAAAAACACAGGGAACAAAAAGAUGCAGCUGAUAGGCUUAGGGGAAGAAGUAGAUUUUUCUCAGAAGACCACUUGAGAGCUCGGUAUGCAGAAGAGGAGGAGAUUUUUGUAUCACCCAAGGAUCCCGUUGUAUCACCCCAAGUACCCAAGAAUUCACCCCCGCCGGAGGAUCGACCAACUAGUCCCAUGAUGAUGUCACCUGUACCUAGGCCUACUACCAGUCCCAGGGAGAGCCUAGGGCAAGCCCAGCCUCAGCCAACUCCUGCGUCGCCGCUAGCACAGUGCAGCCCACCACCCUCGCUGAGGAAGUCUGGACGGACUGUGCGAAAGCCUCACAGGCUGGACUUGUAA
Molecule: messenger RNA, 1014 nt
Organism: Macrosteles quadrilineatus (aster leafhopper)
Lineage: Eukaryota; Metazoa; Arthropoda; Insecta; Hemiptera; Cicadellidae
Exons: 2
Coding region: 1-1014 (337 amino acids)
Biological process (GO): DNA integration
Molecular function (GO): nucleic acid binding
Source: RefSeq, a predicted model, not a curated record